UUUGUGUGUGUGUGGGUCGUGCACGCGCACUGGGGAUUCCCCCUCGUGACACAAACAGCUUCUCUUUCACGUGUCAGCUCUUCUUCCUCUUCUUCUUCUUCUUCUCCGCCCGGAGCUCCUGCUGUUGUUACCGGAUAUCCAGACGAGCAGAGCCGCCUCACCGCUCCUCUCCCCCCGCUGGUUUUGUCUCCAGGUCGGUGAUGACCGCACCGUGUUGUGUAACUUUCAGAACAGUCGAUAAUCGAUAGAGAAAAGCUGGAGGCGUGGAGCUGGCUGCUGAAAUGUUCGAUCGGUUAGUGGAAUGAAACGCGGCGGCUCUCGGUUUCUCAAAGGAGCGGUGGUUCCCUCAGGUGCCCGCAGAACUGUCCCCGCUGUCCGGUCACAUCGCCGAGCACCGAGCGGCCACAGCAGCCGCGAGUAGCCUCUCAAGCCCGGGAAGGAGGGAGGGAGAAGCCCGGCGAGGCCACUACCUCCUCCACCAUGGCGAGCGACGACUGCAGUAAAGACUUGUACGCCGGAGAGAACCGCACAGACUCGGGCAUCGACUCGUACCGCUCCAUUCUGAAGUCGGAGGAGCCGCGGGACCCCGGCGCGGACCUCAGCGGGCCGAGGGAGAAGUUCGCCGUGGAUGAGCGCCUGGACUCAGCCUACGGCUCCUCGUCCAUCACCGGGGAGAGUCUGUCGGAGUUGGUGGGGAGCUGCUCGCUUUCCAGCGGCCAGGAGGAGCACACCCUCAGCUCUGAACUGUGUGAGCAGGAGGAGAACUUACUCACGACUAUAACUGAGGAGGGAGACACAUUCCUGCACUUAGCAAUCAUCCAUGAAGACGAUUUCAUCACUCAGCACUUGAUAGAGCUUUUCCCAAAAGAAGUCCUGGACAUCCAAAAUAAUUUAUACCAGAGCCCUUUGCACCUGGCCACUUAUCUGAACCUGACGGAUGUGGUGAAGAAGCUGGUUGAGAAAGGGGCCAGUCUGGAGCUGCAGGACCAGGACGGGAACACGGCGCUCCAUGUGGCCUGCCAGCACGGGCAAACUGAGUGCGCCAACGAGAUGACCAGAGACGUUUCCCCAAGCAAGCUGGCACCUGUCCUCGAGACCCAGAACUGGAGAGGUCUUGCCUGUCUUCACUUGGCUGCACUGAACAGGCAACAUCUGAUUAUGAAUUUCCUGAUGAAAAAGGGAGCUGACCUGAAUAUCCAGGAAGGAACCAGUGGGAAAACAGCUCUUCACCUCGCCGUCGAGCUGCAUGACAUCACUUCCGUGAAGCUGUUGCUCAGCAGAGGAGCCAACGUGGACGCGGCCAUGUUUAACGGCUGCACGCCCCUGCAUCUGGCGGUGGGGAGGCAGGACGCCUCCAUCGCCAACCUGCUCUGCCAGGCCGGCGCUGACACAAUGCUUCGAAACAUGGAGGACGAGACGGCGCUGGAUCUGGCUGACGGCAAUGAUGAUAUUCUGGCUCUAUUUCCUUUUGAUGAUAUCCAGAUCUCUGGGCGGUCGGUGGUCGUUGUGAAGUUCUGAGCUGAACCAACAACUCUGUAAUUGUCCGGAGCUUCACUGUGGCUCGUAAUGAUUUUCAAAAGAAAGCUGUAUUUGCGCUGAAGUUGUUAUGGAGUAGUGGCUAUAUUUUUAGUGCACUCUGAUUUGAUCUCUAUUUAUCUAUUAUGUAGACGAAUAUGCACAUCUUAUAAAUCUUACUUCCCUCUGACGGAGAGCGAUUCUGUUUGAUUGAGCGCAGAGAGAAAAAAUCUCACUUUCGCAGUUGUUGUUUUGCUUCUUUUCGUUGCCUCCCGGGGGCUUUUACUCAGCUACAAAAGUCUCCUGACUUUGAGUGCCAAACUUUCCGUCAGCAUGUUAAGUUUCUGUAAAAAAAAACAAAAAAAAGAUUCUACCUCUUCAUUAUAUUUUACCUAGAUUGAAUGGCUAGAAAAGGAACACGCAGAUUGCUUUGUUUCAGAGCUCGGAAUGCCUCCGUUUAGUAAAGGAAGUACGAUUUUCUCCUGCUUUAAACCCUGAAAACGUGAUAUUUAAUUUUAACCACAAAGAAGCUUUUUGAGGAAUGGAUUUUUUUUUCAAUUCAGUGGAAGGAGGCCUGAAGACUAACAAAUAACAAUCCUGCUUUUUUAAAAACUGAUAAACAAUAUAGAAAUGUAGUAUAAGACACAGAAUGCAGCUUCAUCUUUUUGAUCAUUUUCGGUUUGUUGCCUCAGGUCAUGAAAGAGGUUUCUCUGUUUAUCUCACUGUAGCCUUUAUCUGCAAAAAUCUCUUCUUUAGUGUGUGAUUACAUUGGCCUGUCCAGUUAACACGAGCAGUUCCCUUUUAUUUUGUAAUAAAACUUUUUUUUAAAAUUA
Molecule: messenger RNA, 2348 nt
Organism: Paralichthys olivaceus (Japanese flounder)
Lineage: Eukaryota; Metazoa; Chordata; Actinopteri; Pleuronectiformes; Paralichthyidae
Gene: nfkbie
Product: nuclear factor of kappa light polypeptide gene enhancer in B-cells inhibitor, epsilon
Biological process (GO): cellular response to tumor necrosis factor
Cellular component (GO): cytosol
Molecular function (GO): NF-kappaB binding
Source: RefSeq, a predicted model, not a curated record